CGUGGCUUUCGCUGCAACUUCCAUGUCGAACGCAUAUGAUGUUAGGCCUGCAGGUUCCCUGAAACUCAAGAGUACCGUCAAUGAUGGCGGGAUAGUCAAGAAAAAGAAGAAAAAAUCCAAAGGCUCGAAUUCUACUUCGAACUCAGAAAGGGCCCGCGAACGUGAAAGGGUGAAGGAGCUCCUGCUGCAAGAUGACCUUGAUCCGUCUUCCCCCGGAGGUAGUAGUCGGAAUUCUCCUGCUGCAGGUAACGGCAAACCAGUCAAGACCGAAGCGGAGCGUCGAUUUGAGGAGGUACAGAAGCAAAGGCUUGCUCAGCGUGUUGCCAAGUUAGCUAACAAGACUCAUAAGGAUCGGGUCAACGAGUUCAAUUCACAUCUGGAAUCUCUUUCCGAGCACCACGAUAUUCCCAAAGUCGGACCUGGAUAAGAUGCUGUGUGUCGGUAUGGCGGUAUUGAUUGGCGGUAUCGGCUCCCGGUAGAGAAAGAGUUGGGAGCCUUUGUCUUUCUCUGCUUUAUCAAACGAUUAUCAAUUAUUCUUGCCUCUGUAUUUCUAUCAGCUUGUAACUCUGAAAUAAUUCUUUUGCAUUGAAAUUUCGCACGGAUAAGCACGAAUAUCCUAGAUCGCGCGUG
Molecule: messenger RNA, 630 nt
Organism: Lentinula edodes (shiitake mushroom)
Lineage: Eukaryota; Fungi; Basidiomycota; Agaricomycetes; Agaricales; Omphalotaceae
Exons: 4
Coding region: 23-427 (134 amino acids)
Cellular component (GO): nucleolus
Source: RefSeq, a predicted model, not a curated record